AUGGAGUGCCUACAGAUAUCAUUUCAGAUCGUGAUUCGAGGUUCCUAUCCAACUUAUGGCAAAGUUAUGAGAACUAAGUUAUUGAUGAGUACAACUUUUCACCCAACUUUUCACCCUGCAACUAAUAGUCAGAAUGAAAGGACCAUACAGACCUUGGAGGACAUGUUGAGAGCAUGUGUAUUGGAGUAUCAAGGUUCAUGGGAAGAUCACUUAGACUUAAUUGAGUUUUCAUAUAAUGAUAGUCAUCACGUAAGCAUUGGAAUGGCCCCAUUUGAGGCCCCGUAUGGAAGGAAAUCAAGUGAAGUUGAUCCAGGAGAAAAUCAAAGCAGCCAAGAUAGACUGAAAAGUAAUGCUGAUGAGAAGCGCAGAGAUGUAGAGUUCCAAGUAGGAGAGAGGGUGUUGCUGAAAAUAUCUCCUAUAAAGGGGAUUCGCAAGUAUGUUCCUGAUGUUGCAUAUGUGCUAGAACCGGAGGCAAUUGAGCUAGAUGAGAGUUUAACCUAUGAAGAAAGACCGAGGAGAAUUUUAGAUAGUAAAGUAAGAAACACCAGAAACAAGGAUGUGAAGAUAAUCAAGGUUUUAUGGUCAAACCAUGAGGUUGAGGAAGCAACUUGGGAGGCUGAGGCAGAAAAGCGUAAAAAGUACCUUAAUCUUUUCAUGGUGAGUGGUUAA
Messenger RNA from Chenopodium quinoa (quinoa), 669 nucleotides. RefSeq lists its product as uncharacterized. The record is from RefSeq and is a predicted model, not a curated record. The coding region runs from base 1 to 669 and encodes 222 amino acids. Gene Ontology annotation, molecular function: nucleic acid binding. The transcript is spliced from 3 exons. Lineage: Eukaryota; Viridiplantae; Streptophyta; Magnoliopsida; Caryophyllales; Amaranthaceae.